Molecule: messenger RNA, 2344 nt
Organism: Ectocarpus sp. CCAP 1310/34
Lineage: Eukaryota; Phaeophyceae; Ectocarpales; Ectocarpaceae
Source: the annotation of a GenBank genome assembly
AUGAACAUCAAAGAGAUCUCUCGGCAAAGCCUUCGUCAGGAUGUCCGCAUGCUGUCCUUCACUGGAGACAUGACUGAUUGCCAACACUCCCUCUUCUGUCAAAAUCCUAAGGAAAUGAUGCCUUACGUCAAUGUGCUUACUGUUACCUGAACUAAGUGGAUUUUCAGCAAGUGCAAUCGCACCCUCGUUGUCUUCGCGUACUUGAAUCUUACCAAGUUUCUCACUAGGCGUAAAUAACUCUAGCAUUCCAUUGACAAACAGAGCCUCUUUUACACCAUCACCCAUCGCAACAUACUCUGCUUCAGUCGUUGACAGUGUGACACAUUUCUGCGUCCUAGAAAUCCAAGCAACAAGACAGUCAGCUACAAGAACUAGUGCUGCCGAAAUUAAUUUACGGUCAGUGGCCUUGCUAGCAAAACCAGCGUCUACGUACACCAACGUGCCUACGUCUACCAUAGUGUCCUGCUUGUACUUCAAAGUUAGAUGUACCGCCUCCAGAAGAUAAUUUAGAAUCUUCUGAGCCGCCUUCCAGUCAGUGGUUUUUCUUUGGCUCGUGAGAGCGCCUCGCCACCACCCGCACAGCAUUUGAGAUGUCGGGCCUCGUCUGGUUGGCGAUCCACAUCAGGCUCCCCACCUCUCGGAACGGCACAUCCCCUGCCGCUCAUCCUCCAUCACGGACCUGUAAUCACGAACAGGGGAAGCAGGGAUCGAGCUGAUGCGACAAAAUAUUGCAUCUCUCGACAACGCUCCUGAUGUAACUCUCUUGAGAAAUCUCAAUUGUGCCAGCCUCGCGGUCGCGAAUGAAUCCGCAACAAACCAAAGAACUUGACCUCACGCAAAUUCUUUGGUUGGAAGAGAGUCACCUAGCGGUUCCGCAACCAUCUUGGCGAGCCUCUCAGUUUUCUGCAUACCGAAUGUCAUCCACAUGAACCGGAAUCAUACCCAUCACCUCGUCUCCCAUCAUAAAACGAAGAACACAAGGGGUCAGACAGAGACUGUUCGAAACCGAUCCUCUUCAGGUCCAACACAAGUCUCUUGUGAAAUGUUCUACAUGCCUGCCUCAGUCCAUACAAACUCUUGUCUACACGGACGACCUUUCCUGACAUCAACUCGCAGCCAGGAGGCAACUUCAUGAACACCUCGUGAUCCAAAAGCGACUGAACAAACACUUGCUCAAUAUCAAAGUGGAGAAAUUCCAAACUACACUUGCACGCCAAUGCUACCAACAAACGAAUCGAUGCAGCAUUUGCAGUAGGCGAGAAAGUCUCAAGAUAAUCCACACCAUGCUUCUGCUUGAAGCCCUUCGCUACAAGCCUAGCCUUGGCCUUCACUAUCUUACAUAUUUCAUCUGCUUUUCAUUUGUAGAUCCAUCUAGCAUCUAUCACGUUACAGCCUAUUAGAGCCUUUGCUGCUAACACGAACGUUCCUGCCCUUAGCAAUCCUUCAAAUUCUGCAGACAGACGUGGCCUUGUCCCAAAUCGUGGCGUACUUCGACCGGCGGGCUUCUUGAUUGCUACCAGAUUCUGGCUCUACGUCCUGAAUGAACACUUUUGGCAAUUCCAUUUCAUCAGAUGCUCUCUGUUCCACCAAGAGCUCCUCUCCUAUUUCUGAUGCGGAGAUGGGUCCUAGAGUGGCCAUGAGGCCGGAUACGCUUUGCUGAUUUACUGCCUGGGUUUGCGCCCGGGUUCUGCCUGUUCUUACUUCAUCAUUCUCACUCACAGCAGGGUUGUAACUAGCAAGCUCAACCAACUCUUGAUCCAAACCUUCCUGAUCCUCCGACUCUACUGUACCUCCUGCCCUCCCGGACCCGCCGAUUCUACCUCCCCUGUUUCCGGCCCUCCCUCAUCCGUGAACUCGGCUGCUGGAGAACACGCAUAGGGAGACGCACAACUAGGUUGAUCAGACCUCUCCCGCACCAGUCUUCUUGUACAAUCCCCGGGGACGCAGUAGAAGACCGGCGCUCUGCGCUAUAGCGUGUGGGUAAACUCGUGGCUUCUGGGGAAAAAAUGUUGUAUUAUGAGACCAUGGCUCGAGAGACAGGGUAGCAGAUGGAGUGGGCGUGGUGGGCGAGAGUGGCAAGCACCUCAGCACCACCAGCCAUGUCCCUCGGUCAACGCAUAAAACCAGAACACAAUUCUCAGAACAGCUAGCAUACCCCCAACGAAUACUCGGAGUAAUGCACAGUCCACAGAAGAACAUUCCUACAGUCUACCAAGAACGUUCUACUGUUCCUAAUUGUGUGGCCGUUCAACGAUCCAGGACGACACAGUCCCGUGAUUCAAACCGUCCAAUCAACGAAGAUAUUCUACGGCACUCUGUCUACACAUACAGCAGCACCUAUCAC